Molecule: messenger RNA, 1804 nt
Organism: Somion occarium
Lineage: Eukaryota; Fungi; Basidiomycota; Agaricomycetes; Polyporales; Cerrenaceae
Source: the annotation of a GenBank genome assembly
GUGCGACAUAGACUCAUCACACUCCUUUCGUUCGGAACCGCGCUAGACCAGCUGCGAAUAUCACGCUCCUUGCAUUCACUUUGGACCUUCUGUUUUCUUCGAUCUCUGCUAGUCCUGCUGUCUUUGUGUGUAGAAUACUUGCAUCGAAUCCUUAUCUAUCAGCAUCAAGGGGUCGUGUUUCUCUUGAGCGAGCUUCAGCGGCUUGACCUUCUCCGCGUAAGUUGUCCACGCCACGAGGAUAAAAGGACAAUGGACGCCAUUCACGGCUCCUUUCACCAUCCUUUGCCCUUUACCACCUUCAGUACGCUGUUCAUUUGAAUAGCGCCUCAUCAUAGCUAUGGUUCUCCCUUUUAUGGUGUGCAAGAACCUGCGCGACCUCUUCAUGUUCAAGUAUGUGAUUUCUUCUUCGGAACGAGAGGUUUUGUAUCAAGCAAAGGCAGUUAUGGGGGGGAAAGACUCGGACUCUCCUCUUCUCGCCAUUCGAAGGUAUACGGUCGCCAGCGGCAUCAGCACGUUUGGACAAAUAAUGAGCUACACAUUGGACAUCCUUAUUAAACGUUGGGUUUCCAACGAGCAUAUCGCGGAGUUGAGAGCAGUGAUUGCAUCUAACAAUGAAGUAUACGUGGUUCACGACUACAUCGAGCAUGAUCUACAGCAAAUUAUUCAGUACCGCCGACUCGUACACAUCACUUCUCUCCCGGCUCCUUUCAUCAAAUCCGUGACAUAUCAGAUAAUGCAGGGUGUCGCUUUCCUGCACGAUCACGAAAUAUAUCAUCGAGCCCUGAGGCCAAGCGCGAUCCUGAUCACUCAAGAGGGUGUCGUGAAAAUCGGGAACCUGGAUAGUGCAUGGACUUCAGAAUCUCAAGCUGAAAGUGGUAGAUACCUGCCAGAAUUCAGGAAUUCUCAACAAUUCUUUUACAUUUCGUACCUGGCACCAGAGCUCCUCCUUCUGGAUGAAUGGACAACUAGUGCCGCAGAUGUCUGGGCUGUCGGGUGUGUUAUGGCUGAGAUGGUACUCUUGCGACCCAUAUUCCAAGGCCCACGUCGUCAGCUUCGGAUCCACGAAGGGGUGGAAUUUGAUGAGGAUCUGCGGCCCGUCUUCAAUGCAAUUGAGCUCCUACUCGGGACCCCUCAACCGCAUAAUUGGCAGUACCUGAUAGGACUGCAGCACUUCGUGAAAUCGUACGCUCCGGCUCGACGAUCUCCAACGAACACCCGCCCGGCUCUCAAGCAACCAGCUAUUCCGACGAGACCUCGUCUGGAGGAGUGGUGCAAUCAUUAUAUGCCAAAUAGUGGAAGCUUCGCUUUUCUCUCAGAGAUCUUCGAUUAUGACCCCACCAAACGACUGACUGCCAAGGACGCACUGCAACAUCCAUGGUUUGGAAUCGAUCCAACACCCACAUCAGAUGUAUUCGAGGCUUUGUCCACCUUCGAGAAGCCACCUCAUCGUAACAUGCUCUCUGUUGAAAAGAGAUCACAGGCGGCAGCUAGGAGUGCUUCAUCCCGUAAAAGGGCCUAUUUAUAUGGAACAGCGAGAAUCACCGGCAUGCCGCUGUUGCUCGAUAACAGUUGUCUGCCAAAAAAUGACAGUGAACCACGGUCGCCUCAGAUGUCAACGAAGAAACGAGUUUCUGUAGAGACUGCAUCAACUACGCGCAAUGUCUCACAGAAAAAGUCGCGCACCCAUUGACUGUGCUCCUUGGUAUCAGGUUGAACCUUUCUCAAGUUGGCUUUCAAUACUAUAUUACUAUGUGUAGUAUAGUCUACCCAUGAGUCGAAGAUACUUACUUCGUUUGUCUGCGUG